Volvox carteri f. nagariensis is the source of this 1263-nucleotide messenger RNA. RefSeq lists its product as uncharacterized. Bases 1 to 1263 code for a protein of 420 amino acids. Lineage: Eukaryota; Viridiplantae; Chlorophyta; Chlorophyceae; Chlamydomonadales; Volvocaceae. Gene Ontology annotation, molecular function: 2-(3-amino-3-carboxypropyl)histidine synthase activity. Gene Ontology annotation, biological process: protein histidyl modification to diphthamide. The record is from RefSeq and is a predicted model, not a curated record. The transcript has 8 exons.
AUGGAGGACAGCGCGCCGCCAGAGAGCGAGACCCGGCGAUUUUCUGGGGCGCAAGCCGGAACCUCCAGUGCCGUCGUAACCCACGCCACCGCCAACACCAAAAGCGCCGUCGCCACCACAACGAUCUCAACAACCGUCAAGCGGUUUGUAAGGCAGCAGGUACCCGACGACAUCCUGAACAACGACCAACUGAAUGAGGCCAUCGGGGUAUUGCCCGCCAAUUACAAUUUCGAGAUCCACAAAACGGUUUGGCGGUUGCGUCAGGCGGGUGCUCGUACAGUGGCGCUGCAGUUCCCGGAGGGUCUGCAAAUGUACGCGUGUGCCAUUGCGGAUAUCUUGGAAACAUUUGCAGGGGUGGAGCACUCGCUGGUCAUGGGGGAUGUGACGUACGGCGCCUGCUGCAUCGACGACUUCUCCGCAGCGGCUCUGGGCGCCGACUUCCUGGUGCACUACGGCCACUCGUGCCUGGUGCCCGUGGAUGUGACGUGUCUGCCGUGUCUGUAUGUGUUUGUGGACAUUGCCGUGGACGUGGACCACCUGGUGGAAACCGUGAAGCUCAACUUCCUGAACAACAAGGGGAAGGAGGAGGAGGAGGAGGAGAGGAGGGAGGAGAGGAGGGAGGAGAGGAGGGAGACACGGCUCGUACUGGCAGGAACCAUCCAAUUUGCAUCAGCCGUGCAGCUGGCACGGCAGCGUCUCGCGCCGUACUUUCCAUCACUCGCCGUACCCAAGUGCAAGCCGCUGUCGCCUGGGGAGGUCCUGGGGUGUACGGCACCUGUGGUGGAUCCGAAUUCUGCAGACGUCAUAGUCUUCGUGUCCGACGGGAGGUUUCAUUUAGAAGCCAUCAUGAUUGCCAACCCCACGAUACCCGCCUAUCGGUACGAUCCGUACGGCAGAGUUUUCACGAGGGAACGGUACGACCAUGCAGCUUCUGAAGGGGUGUCUCCCCCCCGACUAGCCAUGCUGCCGGAUGUUGACGCAUUCGUUCAGAUUGCCUGCCCGCGUCUGUCCAUAGACUGGGGUGAGGGGUUCUCCCGACCCACGCUGACGCCGUACGAGGCCGUCGUGGCGCUGGGGGUGGUGCCGGGGUGGUGGGAGGCGGCGGCAGCGGCGCCGCUGCGCGAGCAGCAGCAGGGCGAGGGCCGAGGCGGCCGCGCCAACGACCCGGCUGACGCUGACACGUUGGCGUUCGCGCCCUACCCUAUGGACUAUUACGCCAAGGACGGCGGUAUAUGGAACAGCUCCUACCAUAAGAAGAAAUGA